GGCUGGUGCGGGGCGGGCGGGCCCCGGAAUUGUCAUUUCUUUGUUUCCGAAGGCGGAGGAGGCUCGGCGCCCCCCUCCCGGCCCCCCUCCCCCCCCCCGGUGCUGGCUCCAUGUCUGCGUGACCGGCCGCAGGGGUAGAAUUCAGGCCCGACGCGGGGCGGGCGACGGCGGCGGCUGAGGUGAGAGGAGGAGGAGGCGGCGGCGGCGGCGCGGCUCGGGCACCGGCCCCCCAGCGGGAGGAUGAAGCGGCGGAACGCCGACUGCAGUAAGCUCCGCCGCCCCCUGAAGCGGAACCGGAUCACCGAGGGCAUCUACGGCAGUACAUUUUUGUACCUGAAAUUCCUGGUAGUGUGGGCACUUGUCCUCCUGGCCGACUUUGUCCUGGAGUUCCGAUUUGAAUACCUGUGGCCGUUCUGGCUUUUCAUCAGAAGCGUCUAUGAUUCCUUCAGAUACCAGGGACUGCUACACCUUACAACUAACUCUCCAGUCCAGGCCUGGCGCUUUGGUCAGAGCAAAUCCAUGCUUCCAAAAGAUGGCUUCAAGCUUAUGUCUUAUUGGUAAUGAAUAGUGGUGUCCAGAGGAAGGCAGCAUUAUUAAUAUUACCACCAGCAUAUUUCUUGCCAAUAUUUUGGUUCAUCUGCAUUCCAGCAAGCUUUAAGAAUGAAGCUCUUUAGGAGUGGUUUAUGAGGAAACAGGAAGCUUUUCAGUGUUAAAGUUCUUGUUCAUUCAGGCCUUCUCAGUAUUUUUUGUUUGUGUAGCAUUCACCUCAAAUAUCAUAUGUCUCCUCUUCAUUCCCAUACAAUGGCUUUUUUUCGCUGCUAGCACAUAUGUAUGGGUCCAGUACGUAUGGCACACAGAAAGGGGAGUGUGUCUGCCUACAGUGUCCCUCUGGGUACUCUUUGUUUAUAUUGAAGCAGCAAUUAGAUUUAAAGAUCUGAAAAACUUUCAUGUAGACCUUUGCCGACCGUUUGCUGCUCACUGUAUUGGGUACCCUGUGGUGACUUUGGGCUUUGGCUUCAAAAGUUAUGUGAGCUACAAAAUGCGGUUAAGGAAGCAGAAGGAGGUUCAGAAGGAGAACGAGUUUUACAUGCAGCUUCUUCAGCAGGCCCUCCCUCCAGAGCAGCAAAUGUUGCAGAAGCAGGAGAAGGAGGCCGAGGAAGCAGCCAAAGGAUUGCCGGACAUGGAUUCCUCGAUCCUUAUACACCACAAUGGAGGCAUCCCAGCCAACAAAAAACUUUCCACAACGUUACCAGAGAUAGAAUAUCGAGAAAAAGGGAAAGAAAAGGACAAGGAUGCCAAGAAACACAAUCUUGGAAUAAAUAACAACAACAUCCUACAACCUGUAGACUCUAAGAUACAAGAGAUUGAGUAUAUGGAAAACCAUAUCAAUAGUAAAAGAUUAAACAAUGAUCUUGUGGGAAGUACAGAAAAUCUCUUAAAAGAGGACUCAUGCACUGCUUCCUCAAAAAAUUACAAAAAUGCCAGUGGAGUUGUGAACUCCUCGCCUCGAAGUCACAGCGCUACAAAUGGGAGCAUCCCUUCCUCGUCCAGUAAGAACGAGAAGAAGCAGAAGUGCGCCAGCAAGGGCCCGAAUGCACACAAGGACUUAAUGGAGAACUGUAUUCCUAACAACCAGCUGAGCAAGCCAGACGCACUGGUAAGGCUGGAACAAGACAUUAAAAAGCUAAAGGCUGACCUGCAAGCCAGCCGGCAAGUGGAGCAAGAGCUGCGCAGUCAGAUCAGCUCCCUUUCAAGCACAGAACGAGGCAUCCGCUCAGAAAUGGGCCAGCUCCGGCAGGAGAACGAGCUGCUACAGAACAAGUUACACAAUGCUGUGCAAAUGAAGCAAAAAGACAAGCAGAAUAUCAGCCAGCUGGAGAAGAAGCUAAAAGCUGAGCAGGAAGCCCGAAGCUUUGUAGAAAAGCAGCUAAUGGAGGAGAAAAAAAGGAAGAAGUUAGAAGAAGCCACAGCUGCACGGGCUGUAGCCUUUGCCGCUGCCUCUAGGGGAGAGUGCACCGAAACCUUACGGAGUCGGAUCAGAGAGCUAGAAGCUGAGGGCAAGAAGCUCACAAUGGACAUGAAGGUGAAGGAGGAGCAGAUCAGGGAACUGGAACUGAAGGUUCAGGAGCUUCGGAAGUACAAAGAAAACGAAAAGGACACUGAGGUGUUGAUGUCAGCCCUCUCCGCCAUGCAAGACAAAACGCAACACCUAGAGAACAGCCUCAGCGCGGAGACGAGGGUCAAGCUGGACCUGUUCUCUGCACUCGGUGAUGCAAAGCGGCAGCUCGAGAUUGCCCAGGGGCAAAUCCUUCAGAAAGACCAGGAAAUCAAGGACCUAAAACAGAAGAUAGCCGAAGUCAUGGCCGUCAUGCCCAGUAUAACAUACAAUGCCGCCACCAGUCCCCUGAGCCCCGUGUCCCCCCACUAUUCUUCCAAGUUUGUGGAGACCAGCCCCUCUGGACUUGACCCUAAUGCCUCUGUCUACCAGCCCCUGAAGAAAUGAAGGCACUGUGUGUUUGCCCAGCAUUUGGAACACAAGGCUUCGAAAAGCAGCGUCUCUGGCAGUCAAGAUAAAAAAGUUGAUAUUGUGUUUUUGUGGAACUGUAUAUGUUGUCAUUUUUACAGGGGGGAAAUAACAUCCAAGUCUGAUUAGAACCGCCCAUCAGUUGUUCUUGGAAGUUUUUAGAAGACCUCACAGGACUUUGCAGUUUAUUUUUCUUGGCCAACACAUUAAAACCAUUCUUGGAUUUCAAGUAGCCAAUUUUGCCUUUUUAUGUAUUUUUACAUAGUUUCCUCUUGAAGAAAAAAAAAGCAGAGUUUUUUGCUUUUCAACUCUAUUUUGUUCUUAAAUAAGGAAGAAAAUUGCACAUUGUAUUCACGGAUGACAACAAAAGCUUGGUUUCUAUCGUGAGAGGCUAAGACAGCCCGACACAGCUCUGAUUCCAUAGCUGCGUUAAAGAUGAUUCUCUGCAUUCCAGAGAAAAGAGCAAUUGCCCCUCCAAGGACCAGACAGAUUGAGAGAAUGCCACUUAAGCUGAGAGAGACUUAAGGGUGAGGCUGGCUUGCAAGUGUGUGACUGUGUGUUUGGAGUAUUGACGAUCGCUGUUAGCUCUAGAGCACAUCCAGAGCAGUCAUUGCAUGACCGAGAGAAAAGACCUUUCAAGAGGAAACUUGAUCAUUUUCAACCAUAUUACCCCCUACCCCCACCCCCGUCAUUUGUCUUCUAUUUGUCCAGUUCACUGCUGAUCCUGUUGUACGGUUGGUAGGUGGUUGGGCUGCUGGUCACCACACCACCACUUGGGUUUUUUUUCCAUGGGAAGCACCUUAGGGAGGCAGCCUGCUGGGUAUGGGAGAGGCCGAGUGGUGGCUGAUCAGAUUGAACGAAGCCGUGGUCUAGGAGCUGUUCCACAUACCGGUUGCUGCUUUCUUCCUCCUCCUCGUCUUGUGUUUGAUGGUUUACAGAUGUCUGACAGUUCCUCAGCUCUUGUGCCAAGGAGGGGAGGUUGUGGGGUUUUGUUUUGAAGACUUAAACUCUGCACAAAGAUACUGGUUCAACUGUGUAUUUUAGACGUUGGUAGAAAGUGUCUGCGCAGACCUUGGAAAGUGAGUUAAGCAUCAGGGCGGGAGGGCAGGGGAGAGGAGGGGCAAAGCAGAGUUGUGUUUUGAAAGCUGGGGAAAUUAAGAAACCAAAUCGAUUGGCUUUGCUUCCAUGCUGUGUGUUCUAGAAGGACAUGGCUCUAAAAUUUCCUGUUGAUUGGCAUGUAUAUCUCAUUUAAAGCAAAAUUAGGUAGGACAAACCAGUCAGUAAAAUUAGGAGUAUUACAGAGAAUCAUCCCUUUUAAUCACAGAUCUUAUUUUGGAGUAAAACAAACUUCUAGCUUUAGCCAGGUGUGCAUGUUGCUGCCAUUUGCAUUUUUGAGUCAUCUUGUGUAAAUGUCACCAUGAAAGUGUUACUCGGAAUUGUCAUAGUUUUUUUUUCCCAUCUUUGUGCUAAAACAUGGAAAAUUGUCACUAUGUUGAUGAGGUUUCCCCCAUUCUGCUGCCUUUGGGACACUGUUUUCGUUAAACUUGGUCUUGGCUGCAUUCUUUUUUUUCCCCUGUGGGGUUCAAAAGAAUAAACAUUUUCUUACUGAU
This is a messenger RNA of Mastomys coucha (southern multimammate mouse), 4134 nucleotides long. RefSeq names its product macoilin 1 (gene Maco1). Gene Ontology annotation, cellular component: rough endoplasmic reticulum membrane. Gene Ontology annotation, biological process: neuronal signal transduction. NCBI's taxonomy places the organism in Eukaryota, Metazoa, Chordata, Mammalia, Rodentia, Muridae. The transcript has 12 exons. The record is from RefSeq and is a predicted model, not a curated record. Bases 1040 to 2503 code for a protein of 487 amino acids.